Molecule: messenger RNA, 834 nt
Organism: Daktulosphaira vitifoliae (grape phylloxera)
Lineage: Eukaryota; Metazoa; Arthropoda; Insecta; Hemiptera; Phylloxeridae
Gene: vito
Product: nucleolar protein 12
Exons: 4
Coding region: 129-776 (215 amino acids)
Cellular component (GO): nucleolus
Molecular function (GO): RNA binding
Source: RefSeq, a predicted model, not a curated record
UUGUACUAACACUUAUUAUAAAUUUUAAGCACAUAUUGGUCAACAUUGGUUAAAAUUUUAAUUCGGUAUAUUAUACAUGAAUGUUAUUGCUAUUUGAUUGUGAAAUUGUUAUUUAAAUUAAUUUUGAGAUGAUAGAUUUUGUAGGGAAGGAUGAUUUUAAUGAUCGGACUAAAAUUAAACGUCAUAGAAAACCUAUUAAUCGAAGAACAAAACGUAAUAUUACUUUUGAUGAAAAGGCACGAUGUGAAUUUUUAACUGGAUUUCAUAAGAGGAAGUUGGCUAGAAAAAAAAAAGCAAAAGAAGAUUUUGAAAGAAGACUAAAAGAAGAGAAAAAAAGAAUAAAAGCUGAGGCAAGAGAAGCAUUUAAAAAACUUACUAAUGCUCAUCCGAUUAUUCCAGAACCAUUAGAUUAUGUAACUGAAGAAUAUAAUUUAGAAAAUCAUACAGUACAAAUUUGUGAACUUUCUACUGAUGAAAUAGCAAAAACAAAUAAUUGGAUUGGUUCAAAUCAGGUUGUUUAUGAAGAAGAGAAAAAAUCUGAAAAAGAAGAUUCAGAAGAAGAGGAUAAUAAUGGAGUACCUGGUAUGAAUUUCGGUUCAAUUAAAGAAAUUAAAAAAGCAAUAAAAAAGCAAGCUGCAGAAACAGUUCAAAAUAGCAAAAUAUUUAAAAUGAAAAAUAAAAUAGAGCGGAUAAAAGACAGGAAAAAGGCAAAACGGAAGAGAUUGUUGGAAUCUAAAAGACAAAAAUGGUUAAAAAAAAAAGGAAAGAAAAAAUAAUAAAAUUUUGUAUGUUUUAUCUAAGAUUUAAAUAAAUAAAUAAUGUUUGUUGUUUAAA